AUGGACACCAAACGGAAUAUUCUGUUUUCUUGUUCCCAUAAAACGUUUCAAGCAGAGCUCGUUGAUUUAGUUGUCGAAAGGGUUUUGAGUGAAUUAAAAUGUGGCCACCACUUGGUUGCAUGUAAAUACCCUAUUGGAAUUGAUCCCCACGUCACAAAUCUGAUAUCAUUAAUAAAUAGUGAUUCCAAUGAUGUUCAGUUCGUGGGAAUUUGUGGUCCUAGUGGUAUUGGAAAGACAACUGUUGCCAAGGCUGUAUACAAUCAAAUCCUUUCAAAGUUCUAUCGACAUAGUUUUCUUUCAGACAUUAAAGAACAAGCAAUGCAAAGCAAGGGCCUAGCGUCUUUACAGAAGCAACUUCUUAAAGACAUCAGCAAAAUAGAAAUUGACAUAGGUGAUCAUCAUGUUGGAAAAACUUUGAUUAAACAAAUGCUUUGCAACGAAAAGGUUCUUCUUGUUCUUGAUAGUGUGGAUAGUAAAGAACAGUUAGAUGCUUUGGUUGGUGAACUCGAUUGGUUUGGUAAAGGAAGUGAGGUCAUUAUAACAGCCAGAGAACAACAUAUUUUGCAAGUGGCUAAAGUUGGUAAAGAUAAAAUCUACAGGCUUCAAAACCUGAACCCUACAAAUUCUCUUCAACUAUUUAGUUGGCAUGCCUUUUCAGAGAGGGAACCUCCUAAUGAUUAUAUGCAACUUUCACAAGAUGUGGUACGGUGUUUGGGAGGGUUUCCUUUAACUAUAGAGGUGCUGGGGUCUUACCUACUGGACAUUAGAGACAAAGAAGUGUGGGAAAGUACAUUACAAAAACUGAAAGAAAUUCCUGAUGAAGAAGUCGAGAGAAUGUUGAAGAUAAGUUACGAUAAUCUAGAAGACGAGUGUCAAAAAUCUAUGUUCCUCGAUUCUGCAUGCUUUUUCAUUGGAUGGGAGAAAGAAACUAUAAUUUCCAUUUGGGAAGCUUGUGGCUAUCAUCCUAGAUUUACAAUGCAUACACUACUCAAAAGUACACUUCAAGGGAGUUUUUCCAUCCCUUCCUUCUACGUUGAAGUGGUUCAGAUGGAAGAGUUGUCCUUUGCAUAG
Molecule: messenger RNA, 1071 nt
Organism: Macadamia integrifolia
Lineage: Eukaryota; Viridiplantae; Streptophyta; Magnoliopsida; Proteales; Proteaceae
Product: disease resistance protein RUN1-like
Exons: 3
Coding region: 1-1071 (356 amino acids)
Biological process (GO): defense response
Molecular function (GO): ADP binding
Source: RefSeq, a predicted model, not a curated record